Messenger RNA from Misgurnus anguillicaudatus (oriental weatherfish), 4458 nucleotides. The record is from RefSeq and is a predicted model, not a curated record. Lineage: Eukaryota; Metazoa; Chordata; Actinopteri; Cypriniformes; Cobitidae.
UAAAUGAAAAACUAAAACUAAACGAAACUAGCAACAGUUGUUGAAAAACUAACUGAAAUAAAAUAAUAAUUAUCCAAAAUAAGUAUUCGUUUUCGUAAUUAAGAAGCUCUCAUCCAGUGGCGGAAAAUUACUUGGUUUAGUUUAAAACCAAACAGGCUGUAUAAUACAUUUACCUGUAGAUGGCGCAUGUGAGCUUAGCUGACGGUGACAGCAACAAACUUAUAAAUACGACAGACAUAAAUGAUGGCAGCAGGUAGGAAACGACAGAGCCCUGUUUGGGACUAUUUCGAAUUUAAUUCCGAAACAGGAAAAAGCAAAUGCAUUGUCACGCUGAAUAAUACAUUUUGUGGUGUUGAAAUUAAGGGGAAAAAUCCCACAAACCUUAAAGUACAUUUGCAAACCAACCAUCGUGAAGAAUACAAAUCCUUCAUGGCGAAAGAUUCGGAAAGGAAGACUACCACCGGUACUGAUAAAGUCAACGAGGGUGCUAGUUGUUCUCAAACUCAACAGCAGCAGCAGACUCUGACAUUGUGCUUUCAAAAAUCUGAGGUUUGGCCAACAAAUUCAAAUGAACAUAAGAAACGAGAAAAUGCACUGGUAAAUUUGUUUGUUGAGACUGGCAUGUCCACUAGACUAUGUGAUUUGGUAGCAUUUAAAAGUUUUAAUGCUGCUCUAGACCGCAGAUUUAUCACUCCCAGUGCUGCACGGAUCAAUUCCUUAAUUGCGCUAAAAAUGGAAACUGCAUCCCAGCGAGUAAAAGAAAUGCUGAGAGAGACCCGCAAAGUCACAAUAUGUGUAGAUGGAUGGAGCAAAAAAGGUUUGACUGCUUCGUUUUUGGGUAUCUCUGCAUGUUUUUACCAUUGCCCAUCGAAUCAAUCGCAGCAUGCUUUGCUGAAUUUGCGUCGCAUUUGCCAUCCACACACCGGAGAAGCGAUAGCCAAUUGCAUCGAAAGCACCUUGGACGAAUGGGGUAUACCAGAGAGCAAAAUAUUGCUCAUUGUAACGGACAAUGGCUCAAACAUGAUUAAAGCCGUGGAUCUUCUAAAAAAAGCACACAGCAACAGCACAGAAGUGGCACAGUGUGAUGCUUCAGAUAACGUGGAUUCUGCUGAAUCUGACUCAGACUCCCAGGAUGAAUGUGAUGCUGAUGAGGAUCAAGACUUGUUUCAAGAUGGGUUCUCGAAAUUCCAGCGUAUGCCAUGCAUGGCACAUACCUUGCAGCUUGCAGUUAAGGAUGCAUUGAAAGUUCCUAGUGCAAGUAAUGUUCUUAGCAAAGCAAGAUCAAUUGUUCAUGCUAUACGGAAGUCCUCAGUGGCAAAUGAACGUAUGAUUCAAAGGUGUGGACGAACACUGAUCCGUGAUUGCCCCACACGGUGGAAUAGUUCAUUUGAAAUGAUCAAAAGACUGAUUGAAACCAGACCUACUCUCAAUGAAAUCCUAGAAGAGCUUGGGACUGACACUCUUUUGAGCAGUGAAUGGACAAAGCUAGAAAAUCUCAUGAAACUACUGCAACCAUUUGCAACACACACUGAUCAACUUCAAACAGAUAGCCAGUCCCUAUCUGAAGUAGUGCCAGCCCUGCUAAAUCUGGAAGCACAUCUGCAGCAGACUACCAAUAUGGAAAAGCAAAUUGUUCAAGUCCUUCUGAGGUCAAUUCGACAACGCUUUGCAAGCAUACUUGAUCCUACACAUGCAAAGUUUGAUCCAACAGCAGGUGCAGCAUCUCUAAUGGACCCAUCUGUCUCCCUAGCUCUUAUAUCUCCAGAGAUGCAGCAUCUAAAGAGAGAGGCAGAGAUAUUUGUCUUGGAUCAAGCUUUAAGAUAUAGCCAAACUUCAGCCACUGUGACAGAUAAUGCAUGUGAACUACCAUCAACUUCUGCAGGCACCAACAAAACCCUUCAGAAAUACUCGUUCCUCGCUACAAAAAUCUUCAGCACUACUACUAACCAGGUGAAUUCAGUUGAGAACUCUGGCAGUGCAUUGCAUGAAAUGCAAAAAUACCUAGAUGAAGUGAAGCAAGACAACAUUGGGGUCAGGCCACUAGAGUACUGGCAAGGACGGGUAGCAGUGUAUCCAAAGCUUGCACCUGUUGCAAUGGAUUUGGUCUGUGCCCCUGCAUCUCAAGCCUUUGUAGAAAGAAUAUUUUCAGUUUGCGGACAGCUUUCAUCUGGACUGAGAAACAGAAUGACCACCUCCCUGGAACAAAGAGUCUUCUUAAAAGUUAACAGAAAAUUUUGUUACUGAAAUGAUUUCAGAAAACACAGACCACAAUUAUAUCCAAUGCAAAAUACAUGUUUGGUAACUUUGGACAUUUUAUUCUGGUCUGUUUGUUUAAAGUAAAAUUGAACACUUAGUACGCACACACUUGAAGAUUGUGUUCUAGUCUGUUAGUGCAAGUGAUAUAAACACUACACACAUGCACAUUUGAAACCUUUAAGAUUGUUUUAGUCUGUUUUCGCUAAACUCAAAAAGAUUUAAUCUUUAAUAUUUAUGUUUGUUCAUAUGCAUGUUCAUAUGCAUGUUCAUCAUGUAUUAUGUGCAUUUGUUUGGUUCUUUUUUGCAUCUCUGUAAACUGUGCAAACAUGAUUACUUUUUGCUGAAAAUAAAGGUCUUGCUUUGCUUUCUUUGGUCAACACUGGAAGUGUUCGGUUAGCUGCUAAACUAUAAUUACUAAAACUAUAACUGAAACUAAAUAAAAUAAAAACUAAAUAGAAAUGUGUUUGCAAAAUAAAAACUAAACUAAAACUAACAAAACCAUUCAUGAAACGAAAUAAAACUAAACUUAAAUUUAAAGCAAAAUUGAAAACGAUAUAAAAAUAAAAACCAAUUUAAAAAAGCAAAACUAUAAUAACUCUGCUCUGAAUCACUGGAGUCCAGGAAAAGAUGAAUGCUUUGGUCAUCUGCUGUUUCGUCUGAAAAACAACAACAAACAGAUGAUACCGUUAUGCAUUAUGACUCGAUAUUCCUAUUUAAUUAUAAAUUACUAUUACAAUAACAACAACAAAUUACUAUUACAAUAACAGCAAGGGCUACCACAAUAGAUAAAACAUGCUGGAGGGCUACUUUUUGAUAUAGAAUACUCAAAACGUUUUUGUUUAACUUUUAUUUUACUUGUUGAUAUGUUUUAGUAUUGUUUAAAAUGAUAACAUACGUAAACCAAGCCAAGCUAAUAUAAAAAAAUAUGUAAUUAUGCUCACCGUUGUCUGAACUGAUAUUCGCUUGGUGCAUUUCUUCAAAUUCUUCAAUCACUUCUUUUGCUGGGUCCUCGGAUUGCAUUUCACUUCCACCAAUCUCUCCAGUAAAGUUAUCUUUCGGGUCUUUACACAUUGAUGGUACAUCACCCACAGCGGGUUCAUGACUGGUUAGCAGCAGGCUCUGUACGUUAUCUGACGUAGCCCUUUUGGAUUUUUUCUCCCAAACUCCAUUUUUGAAAUAGCGCUUUCUGUGGUCAAAAUAUUGUGUAUAACACAGUUUAGUGUUGCAAUGUUCACAGAAGCGCCGAGGUCGUUCCAGCACACCGCGCUUGUUUAUAGACUUGUUCGCCUUCAUGCGGCACCGCAAGAAUCGACAGUCGGGUGACGUCAAAGUAUCGCGAGAGGGAGACGAAAUAUGAUUUCUUGAAUCAUUCUCGCAGUACUUCGACGUCAUCUGGCUGUCGGUUCUUGCGGCGCCGCAUGAAGUCGAACAAGCCUUAUAUCAUACGCAUGCGCGCACGUCUCACAAGAUUUUCCUCAUAUCAGUAACCUUGCAUGUGAUUAGAGGAGCCCGACGAGCUUCUCGCUUCGUCCAAUCACGUGCGUGGUUAUGGCCACGACUCAUACAGCAGAGAAAGAAAAGACGAGCAUAUAAUAACAGACGUUUAGUGUUUGUAGCUUCGAGAAGACCGGUGCACAAUCCCAAGAUUGCGGUAAGAAUAAUUUUAUGUAUAAGCAUAUUUUUAAGUAGCACAAGCUAAAAGCCCAAGCUGUGUGUUUUAUAACUUAGAGGUGUUUUUUGUCUUGUAAUUUUUAGGAGGCUGUACGGCGUCUCUGAGGCACACUGCCGGCGCUAUGAACCAGAGCAAGGACUAACGUCGCCUCAUAACGAAGCCGUGACCUCCUAUUUCCUCGGGGCUAUUUCAGCAAGUCCAUAUUUAACUGCUGAGAAUGACGACAUUGUUUCUGCCUGUAAGACGUAUUAUGAGUCGGUACGCCGGAGCUUCAGAUACAAGCAACCUGAACUCGCAUCGCUUUAGGAAACUGCGAAAAGUUUAGCUCGGAGUCGAUCCAGAAGAAAAAGGUUGCUGGAAGCGAGACGAAGUGUGCUGGCUGAGGAUGCGAUGGACAUUUGGAAGUGCGCAAUCAUAGAUAUAUACGCCUGCAAAAGUGACUUUUUUUCCAACGAUUUUUAGGGAUCUUUCCCGAAUGUCUUGGGCACUUUUUGACGUGUUUAGAGGACAACAUAAGAGACAUUAUGCUG